This is a messenger RNA of Pan troglodytes (chimpanzee), 2984 nucleotides long. It is a transcript of the gene TBPL1, whose product is annotated as TATA-box binding protein like 1. Gene Ontology annotation, biological process: DNA-templated transcription initiation. The record is from RefSeq and is a predicted model, not a curated record. Gene Ontology annotation, molecular function: DNA binding. Lineage: Eukaryota; Metazoa; Chordata; Mammalia; Primates; Hominidae. The transcript is spliced from 8 exons. Bases 1974 to 2534 code for a protein of 186 amino acids.
AUUUGGAAGUACAAGUACAGUUUUGAUGCAUUGAUAUGUUGCAUAGUGGUUGAAAUCUGGGCUUUUAGUGUUAACCAUCACCGGAAUAGUAAUAAUAGGUCUAUAAUUAAUAGGGAGUAGUGCUUGCAGCAAAACCAAAUCCCAUUCCAGAAUGUGGAACUAAUGUAGGGAAGCAAACUAUUGGCUGAUCCAUGACAAAAGGGAGUCUAAAGUAAUUGACAUUCCUGCUUCUAGGUAUUUGGCUGGUCCCCUUGAAGGAGAAUGCCUCGUAAGGACCUUAGAACUUGUCGCCAUUGCUGUAACGUUGACUUUUCAGGAGUGGCCGUAGCCACUGGAAUAGAGAGUCUCCCCUGCCGUUUCCUUGGCAAAUCAUGUUAUUUUCCAGGCUAAAACUCCACUUUCCCUAACACUUGGAAGAAAGUCCAAACUCCUUCUAUGGUCUACAAGGCACUGAAAGUUCAAGACCUUAAUUUCCCUCCAAUUUCAAUGACUGUCAUUCUUCCUUUGCACUGUUUCCUGAUGCCCUAGCCACACUAAUACCCCAGCACAGCAAGUACUCAGCAUAUCUUGUUCCCUCUGACUGGAACACUCUACAUACAUUUUUCCCACUCCCAUCCCUUUUAGAAAUUGGCUGAGAUGUUACCUCCUAAAAGUCCUCUCCCCACCACCACACAGACAUUACUUUCUAACCCAGCUUCUUGUUCAUUUUCUUUAUUAAACCUGACCCAACUAUAAUCACUAUCCCUUGAAAAAUAAAUUAGUACAGAAAUGAAAACAAACUCCAUCAUUCUACAGAGCUUUCAAAUGCUCGAAAAUGUUUCUGAACACUCAGAGGGGAAAGCAAAAAAUCAAGAUGCAUCCUUGGAGAUCUCGUAAAUAAUAAAAUACCUAAAUGGUUGCCUACUGUCAAAACCCCAAGAAUUCAGCCCACGUCUUCUCUUUUAAAAAGGCAGUGGCAUUUUCAUUUUUUCAUCUGAUUCCCACCAAUCAGAGGCCAGGUACCCAUGAACCCGGCUCGGCGUGGUCUUUUAAUAAUUAAAUCAGGGCUGCCAUUGACCUCAACUAACGCCAGAGGCUUCUGACUGCAGCCGAGCUCUGGUGGAAAGGCCGAUGCCGGCCUGAGAGUGGGAAACGUGGGGCCGGGAGCCGGGGGCUUCCGCGCGGCGUGGCGUGGCGUGGCGCCCUCAGGGCCGUUACGCGAUUUUUGCUCCCGCGGGCAGCGCCUCUCAGGCCACCCCCGAGGGACCCCGAGGACGCACUCGGACCCCAGGGCGACGGUUCAAACGGGCCAUUGUGCGCCCCCGGGGUCCCCCGGCCCCUGCAGGGCUACUUGGGCGCAGAGCCGCGGAGGGUCUCAGUUCCUAGACGUCCUCCUAUCCCGGGCUGCCUGAGUCCUCGCCAGCAUCCGCCCUCUCCCACUCCCAUCCUUCCUGGAUCCGCCUCUCGGUUCCCGAGGGACAGUCCCGACCGCAAACCCACGUAGAGUAAGGAAUGUGGGACAGGCGACAGAAGUGGCAUACGGUCCUGCGUUAUCCCUCCGUCUCGCCACACCUUGUGUCUCCAUCUCUCCCCACUUCCUUCCCUCCGUCUGUCAUCUGUCAUCCCCGGUCGCUCUAAGACCAGGAUUCCAAUUCGCCUAGUGAGGAAUCUCACUAGGGGAAUUUAUCGCGACAUCAUAAAUUAACGGGUUCAUUUUGACUGAAAACGCGAAGGACUUUUUUCAGGCAGAAAACAAGUCUCGUCUGGACGAAAUUAGAAAAAGAAUAUAUUAAAUCUGUGGAAGGAAGGAAACAAUGGACAUAGGCAAAAAAUUCACUAAAGAGGAUCAUCUACUGAUAGUUUGUUCUGAGAAGAAACCAAAGUGGAAAAAAAGCAAGAUUGACGAGAGCAAUAAAAAGCAGGAAUAAAUGAUACUACAGUGAAAAAAGGGAUGUGAUCUUCGUGGUGGAAAGCUAAAUUUUAAAACCACCCCAAUGGAUGCAGACAGUGAUGUUGCAUUGGACAUUCUAAUUACAAAUGUAGUCUGUGUUUUUAGAACAAGAUGUCAUUUAAACUUAAGGAAGAUUGCUUUGGAAGGAGCAAAUGUAAUUUAUAAACGUGAUGUUGGAAAAGUAUUAAUGAAGCUUAGAAAACCUAGAAUUACAGCUACAAUUUGGUCCUCAGGAAAAAUUAUUUGCACUGGAGCAACAAGUGAAGAAGAAGCUAAAUUUGGUGCCAGACGCUUAGCCCGUAGUCUGCAGAAACUAGGUUUUCAGGUAAUAUUUACAGAUUUUAAGGUUGUUAACGUUCUGGCAGUGUGUAACAUGCCAUUUGAAAUCCGUUUGCCAGAAUUCACAAAGAACAAUAGACCUCAUGCCAGUUACGAACCUGAACUUCAUCCUGCUGUGUGCUAUCGGAUAAAAUCUCUAAGAGCUACGUUACAGAUUUUUUCAACAGGAAGUAUCACAGUAACAGGGCCCAAUGUAAAGGCUGUUGCUACUGCUGUGGAACAGAUUUACCCAUUUGUGUUUGAAAGCAGGAAAGAAAUUUUAUAAUUCACCACUUAAUUGGUUAGAAUCUCUAACUGAGCACCUUUUAAACCUGCUGCACAUUGGACUCAAAAGGAAAACUGGACCAACAGUAAUUGAGGAAAUAGACUCUUUUAUUCAUUCAUGGCUACAGUGUAAGCUCCAGUCCCUUUGGAUUUUAUUCCAAACCUUGCUGUAAUAUAAAAGGAAGUUUACAAGACAUGAUAUUGCUGCUUUUACAAAAGGACAUUCUAUUUAUUUUCGCAGUAAUUCUCAUGUCCCCAUAAGCAGAGCUGUCACAGUGUGCACUACCUUAGAUUGUUUUAUUGUCGUCAUUGUUAUUUUUUUCCAUUUUGAGCUAAUGUGUUUUAUUUGUGAAUAGUCUUUUACAUUUUUGUAUGCUGAAUAUGGGCACCAAAGAACCUGUAAAAGUUAUCUUUUUCAAUUGAAUGUGCACAAAUAAAAGUUUGGAAAAGA